GUGAGCAGUUUGAGCGUUUGGUGCCAGUUGCAAUGCUGAGCCGGUCGGGGUCUACACGCUUGAGCAGGCUGCGCGCUGCUUGUCUUCUGUGAGAAAAUGCAAACGUGUGGCUGGAAUCUGUAAUCAGUUUCGAUUCGGCGCUGACUUUAUUGCCUCGGAGGGGGUCCGGCCGCACCGUUUGAUGGAGUAAAAAAAAUGUCAGUCAGGACUGGCUUUUACAAACAAGAAUUAAACAAAACGAUAUGGGAAGUGCCGGAGAGAUAUCAGCACCUGACCCCGGUUGGAUCUGGGGCUUACGGAUCUGUCUGCUCUGCCUAUGAUACAAGAACACGACAGAAGGUAGCUAUAAAAAAGCUAUCAAGACCAUUUCAGUCUCUGAUCCAUGCAAGGAGGACAUACCGGGAGCUGAGACUGUUAAAACACAUGAAACAUGAAAACGUAAUCGGAUUGUUAGAUGUCUUUACACCAGCACUUACAUUGGAAAACUUCCGUGAAGUGUAUUUGGUGACGAACCUCAUGGGUGCAGACUUGAACAACAUAGUCAAGUGUCAGAAGCUGACAGAUGAUCAUGUGCAGUUUCUUGUGUAUCAAUUACUCAGGGGACUUAAGUAUAUCCAUUCUGCUGGUAUCAUCCACAGAGACCUGAAACCAAGUAAUUUAGCAGUAAAUGAGGAUUGUGAAUUAAGGAUUCUAGAUUUCGGGCUGGCUCGGCAAACUGAUGAUGAAAUGACUGGUUACGUAGCAACUAGGUGGUAUCGGGCUCCAGAAAUAAUGUUGAACUGGAUGCAUUAUAAUCAGACAGUGGAUAUUUGGUCUGUUGGAUGCAUUAUGGCAGAGUUGCUGAAAGGAAAAGCCCUUUUCCCAGGAACUGAUUAUAUUGAUCAACUGAAGCGAAUAAUGGAAGUUGUUGGAACACCCAGUUCAGAGUUGCUAAAGAAAAUAUCUUCAGAACAUGCUAGAAAAUACAUUGAAUCUUUACCAUACAUGCCUCAAAGAGACUUGAAAGAGGUAUUCAAUGGUGACAAUCCUUUAGCUGUAGAUCUGCUUCAGAAGAUGCUAAUUCUUGACACUGAUAAGAGGAUAACUGCAACAGAUGCUCUGACUCACCCUUACUUUGCUCAGUAUCACGACCCUGAAGAUGAACCAGAAGCCGAACCAUAUGACGAAUCAGUAGAGAAUAAGGAGCAGACUAUAGAAGAGUGGAAAGAACUAGCGUUUGAAGAGGUCAACAGCUUUAAGUUGCCACAAUGUACAACGGAAAACAUGGAGAUGGACAACUGAGAGCAGGCUCGCCAUUAUGUCUGCAAUGAGAGAUAAAAGAAUGUUUCAGCUGCUUGCUGCUGCUUGACUCACCAUGGGGCUUCCUUUUUAAUGUAUACAGUCCCACCUUUGCUACAGUUCAUCACAAAACAGUCCCAACUUCUCCAAUGGACAUAAAGCAUAAAGAAAUUCAAUGCCUUCAAUGUUACUUUGUUUUUAUUUGCACAACUGCCUUGUGUAAACAAUUAAUAAAUCAAAUGCUAUGUGCCAUUCAGGUCAAGUUUAUCAAUCACAUUCUAAUGUCUUGAAAUGUGUGUUACCCAAUUAUGUCAGCAGCCUUUGAACAGAUGAAAAUGGCUCUAAUAAAACCCUUCUUUUGAGAUAACAAAGUAUUCCAAAAUGUCAGUUAGCAACUGUACAGUUUAUUAUAUCUGUAAUUUAUGCUUAUUCUGUUUGUUUACUUAAAAUACAGUUAGAAUGAUGAUCAAUGUACUAGCAGGAAGAUGCUCAGAAUAAAAUGACUAAUUUUAUUGUCAUCA
Pristis pectinata (smalltooth sawfish) is the source of this 1799-nucleotide messenger RNA. It is a transcript of the gene mapk11, whose product is annotated as mitogen-activated protein kinase 11. Gene Ontology annotation, molecular function: ATP binding; MAP kinase activity. The record is from RefSeq and is a predicted model, not a curated record. Gene Ontology annotation, cellular component: cytoplasm; nucleus. The transcript has 12 exons. The coding region runs from base 196 to 1281 and encodes 361 amino acids. Gene Ontology annotation, biological process: intracellular signal transduction; protein phosphorylation. NCBI's taxonomy places the organism in Eukaryota, Metazoa, Chordata, Chondrichthyes, Rhinopristiformes, Pristidae.